This is a messenger RNA of Danaus chrysippus (African queen), 531 nucleotides long. The record is from the annotation of a GenBank genome assembly. NCBI's taxonomy places the organism in Eukaryota, Metazoa, Arthropoda, Insecta, Lepidoptera, Nymphalidae.
AUGCCGUUAAGCGGCUGCACGAAUGGGUUGGUGGUGACGGCGCUGGUGACGCUGUUGCUGCUGCCGGCACAGUACUACAUACCAGACCUGUAUUUGAGUCCAAAGGAACAUAUCUCGGAAUCUCUAUCACUGUCUUCGGUCACUGACAGUCAUAGCAUCACAGAACCUUGGUUUUCUCUAGAUUUCAAUAUAGUCGACUUGUUUCUCACGUUAUGUCUAUUGUCACUAGCCGUUUUUAUUUAUUUGUGCGAUUGGAUACAGAGAAAACUAAUGGAAAGAAGAAUUAUUAAGUUAAAUCGUUACCUGUGCGAAUGUUUGGAGAAGUUGCGAGGAUGGGACGCUCGCCAGGAGAAGUUGGAGACGACCCUAAGGAUGGUACAGAACGCUACGUCAGAGUACAACCUACUGUUACUGCUGGUGUUGAGACGACAACGCCUGGCGCCUGCACGGGCCAGCUGCGACAAGGACCUGGAAGACUUCAACAUGAACUUGGACACCAACCCCGCCCUGUACCGAGCGACCGCUCUGUAG